AUGUCAACAGCGACCCUUAAGAUGCCCGCCUCUCGUGCUAUCGACAGCGCAAAGCAAACCUCAGAAUCAGCCCUCGCUGACGCGUCCGCGGUCAUGAAGAACGCAGCAGAGAACCCUAAACAAGCAACACAAAGCUUCCUCCAUACGCCAUUCGUACGUGCAGCACUGCCCUUCAUCAAUGGAGGCCUAGCAGGCAUGACUGCCACCACAGUCAUCCAACCGGUGGACAUGGUCAAAGUAAGACUACAACUCGCGGGCGAAGGCGCAAAGACAGGCCCGAAGCCCACCCCGGUGUCCGUAUUCAGGGAGAUAGUCGCUAGCGGAAAAGCGCUAGAUCUCUACACGGGUCUCAGUGCUGGCCUUCUCCGCCAAGCCGUAUACACAACUGCCCGUCUCGGCUUCUUCGACACGUUCAUGAAGUCCCUGACCGCAUCUGCGGAAUCCAAGGGCCAGAAAAUCGGGUUCAAGGAACGCGCCGGGGCGGGUCUUGCUGCAGGUGGUCUUGCAGCAAUGGUUGGGAAUCCGGCCGACUUAGCCCUAAUCCGCAUGCAAUCCGACGGACUGAAGCCCCUCGCCCAACGUGCAAACUACACGUCCGUUAUCGACGCACUGGUCCGCAUCUCCAAGGCAGAGGGUGUAUCACGAUUAUGGGCUGGUUGCUAUCCCACGGUCGUCCGCGCCAUGGCGCUCAACUUUGGGCAGCUGGCUUUCUUCUCGGAGGCGAAGAACCAGCUCAAGUCUACAUCUCUUUCGCCGAACACGCAAACGCUGACUGCAUCGGCAGUCGCUGGCUUCUUCGCCAGUUUCUUCAGCUUGCCGUUUGAUUUUGUGAAGACUAGGCUCCAGAAGCAGACUAGAGCGGCGGAUGGAAGUCUGCCAUAUAAGGGCAUGUUCGAUUGCUUCAAGCAAGUUGCAAAAGACGAAGGUCUGUUUAGAUUUUACAGAGGAUUCGGUACAUAUUAUGUGCGUAUCGCUCCGCAUGCGAUGGUAACGCUCGUCGUCGCGGAUUACCUCGGCUUCAUCACCAAAUAA
Messenger RNA from Didymosphaeria variabile, 1032 nucleotides. RefSeq names its product putative mitochondrial 2-oxoglutarate/malate carrier protein (gene MIC33). The transcript has 2 exons. Lineage: Eukaryota; Fungi; Ascomycota; Dothideomycetes; Pleosporales; Didymosphaeriaceae. The record is from RefSeq and is a predicted model, not a curated record. Gene Ontology annotation, molecular function: oxoglutarate:malate antiporter activity. Bases 1 to 1032 code for a protein of 343 amino acids. Gene Ontology annotation, biological process: transmembrane transport.